Molecule: messenger RNA, 2001 nt
Organism: Penicillium griseofulvum
Lineage: Eukaryota; Fungi; Ascomycota; Eurotiomycetes; Eurotiales; Aspergillaceae
Product: Sirtuin family
Exons: 3
Coding region: 1-2001 (666 amino acids)
Biological process (GO): protein phosphorylation
Cellular component (GO): nucleus; cytoplasm
Molecular function (GO): NAD+ binding; ATP binding; cyclin-dependent protein serine/threonine kinase activity
Source: RefSeq, a predicted model, not a curated record
AUGACGACGCCUGCUAUUCGGAUCCCCUUUACGGGACCAUUACCACCUGCGAUUAUAAUUCCUCGAACUGCUACAACAAUAUCAGGGGCAAUUGAUGCUAUUAGCACUUUCUUGACUGCGCCACCGUCCUCCAAUCUCAGAGGCGUCGAUGUGGGGAGAUAUUCCCAGACGGUACUCUUGACUGGUGCAGGUAUCUCCGUCGCGUCCGGCCUGUCAGAUUAUCGAGGCGACCAAGGUACCUACCGGCGAAACAAAUCCUAUCGUCCGAUUUACUACCACGAGUUUGUCUCUCGCCAUGAGUCGCGCAAGCGGUAUUGGGCCCGCAGCUUCAUCGGAUGGCCUGGACUUUUAAAAGCAAAGCCGAAUUCGACUCAUUGGGCAAUUAAAGACCUUGGCGAUAAAGGGUACAUUAGUUCUGUGGUGACACAAAAUGUCGACUCGUUCCAUUCCCUCGCGCAUCCAGAACUGUCCACCCUCGAACUACAUGGAUACUUGCGAUCUGUCGUCUGCACUAGCUGUCAAAACCAACUUCCCCGCACUGAUUUUCAAGCGUCGCUGGAGAAACUCAAUCCAGCUUGGGCGGAGUUUUUGGCUCGUAUGGUCGCAGAGGGUGUGCUCGAUACCGAUAAUCAGGAGGAGCAACGGCGGAAAGGCUUGAAGCUGAACCCAGAUGGUGACGUUGAUCUCCCUGAAGCGCCAUAUUCUACUUUCCGUUAUCCUUCAUGUCCUACCUGCUUGGAGAACCCUCCUAUGUUGAGCGAUGGCACAAAGGCCAACGUAGAGGUAGAGAGCGACGGUGCAUUAUCGGCAACUUCAAAUGCCGGCAUUUUGAAACCAGCAGUGAUCAUGUUUGGAGAGAAUAUUGAUCCAUUGGUGAAGACAGCAGCUGAAGAGGCUAUUGAUGAUGCUGGGCGGCUACUCAUCUUGGGUAGCAGCCUAGCAACCUUCUCGGCGUGGCGCCUAGUCGAACGAGCACACAAACGUGGCAUGCCUAUUGGUGUUGUCAAUGUUGGUGGCGUAAGGAACGAAGCCAUGCUGUUUGAGAAUAUUGAACAUGAACCCGCUGCUCAUCUCGGCGAAGGCACUUAUGCUACCGUCUUUAAAGGGCGCAAUCGCCAAACCGGUGAAAUGGUGGCGUUGAAGGAAAUCCACUUGGAUUCAGAGGAAGGAACACCCUCAACUGCAAUUCGUGAGAUCUCGCUCAUGAAGGAGCUGAAGCAUGAAAGUAUUGUUUCGCUCUACGAUGUCAUCCACACGGAAAAUAAACUCAUGCUCGUUUUUGAGUUCAUGGACAGAGAUUUGAAGAGAUACAUGGACACUCGUGGUGAUCGUGGACAGCUGGAUCCUGCUACGGUCAAAUCCUUCAUGCACCAGCUACUCAAGGGUAUCGCCUUCUGUCAUGACAAUCGAGUCCUUCAUCGCGAUCUGAAGCCACAGAACCUGCUGAUCAACAAGAAGGGACAGCUCAAGCUAGGUGACUUUGGACUAGCUCGUGCUUUCGGCAUCCCAGUUAAUACAUUCUCCAACGAAGUCGUCACUCUGUGGUACCGCGCACCGGACGUCCUCCUUGGGAGUCGCACCUACAACACCAGUAUUGACAUUUGGUCCGCUGGCUGCAUCAUGGCAGAGAUGUACACCGGUCGUCCGCUUUUCCCCGGCACAACCAACGAGGAUCAAUUGAUCAAGAUCUUCCGUCUGAUGGGCACGCCAUCCGAGCGUACAUGGCCCGGAAUCUCGCAGCUUCCAGAAUACAAGUCCGACUUCCAGAUCUACGCCACGCAAGAUCUGUCAUUGAUCAUUCCGCAAAUGGAUGCCGUCGGGAUGGAUCUGUUGAACCGUAUGCUUCAACUCCGUCCAGAGAUGCGCAUCAGCGCCAACGAGGCCCUUCAACACCCGUGGUUCCAUGAUCUGCCUCAAAUCCAGGCCAAAUUGCAACAGCAACACCAGCAGCAGCAGAUGGCUGGAUACGGAGGCAUGAUCCCCCCGCAGCCCGCUUAUUAG